AUGGCAACAGAAACGGACGAAAUUUGUAAAAUAGAACCAGAAAAGGAGUUAGAACUGGAAGUACUGAAAAUAUUGGCCUCAACAUGUGACAAGCACAUCGAGGAAGUAUUAGAAAGAAAGAGGGUACAACCAAGCUCGCCAGAAGGAGAAAGAGAAGAUGAAAAGGAAGAAUUGAAAUCAGUGUCAAAAGUAAUAUCGUCCCUGCUCUACGAUUUCUCAAGAAGCCUGCAAAAUCAAACAAGUUCGUUCAAUACAUUCGACCUGAUAGAAAAGUCAUGUGAUUCCAUCAAGAAAAAACUUAAAGUUAUUAGUCACAGCAAGUGGAAUAGAAUACAAAAUAAAAAAUAUAAAAAUGUGUACCAUAAAAUACUAAAAAGAAGCCUGGAUCCAACAUACAGAAGAAGCACAGAGCAAAUCAACGAUGAUUUUAAAGUUAUAUUCAGAAAAAUCGAUAGAACAGUAAACAUAUGGGCGCACCAAGUGCUCUACGACGACCUGAACGUGGAAAAGUCGUACAACGAGCCGCCGCAAGUGCAAGUUAUCAGGUUCGACAAGAGCGGAGAAGUGAUAAUAACAGGAGGCUCCGAAGGGAUGAUAAAGCUGUGGGACGUGUACAGCUGCAAAGCAAUCAUGAGCCUGAAGAGACACUCAGGAGCAAUAACGAACAUAGACGUGCACCCGACGAACGCGUUCAUAGUCUCCUCGUGCGAAGGAGGAGAGAUAUGGCUGUGGGAAGUGAGCUACAACUUCUACAGGCCGCACAGAAUGCUGAAGAGCACGUACAAGUUCCUGUGGGUGAGGUUCCUGGUCAACGACUGCAGACUGGACCUGAGCGUGAAGAGCGAAGAAGGAAGAGGGCGAAUGGACGACCACGAAAGAAGGGUGUGGGAGAAGUCGCUGGACGAAACGCUGAUCGUAAGUCUGGACGCAAGCAGCACGCUGAGAGUGUACAAGAUGAGAGAGCUGCUGAGCUCGUCCUCAGGAGAUAACGUGUACACGGAGGUGACGCCGCUGUACUACCUGGACCUGUUCAACCACAACAUCACGGCCUACGACCUGUCGAAGUCGUCCUUCAACGGAGCGUACCUGACGGCAAUAGGAAUAGAGCCGCUGGACAACCAGGACUUCGAAAGCGGAGACCUGGACUGCAUCAACACGGGGAUGAACUUCAUCAAAAACGACACCUUCCACAAAAGUAACCUUAACAUAAAGGGGCGCUACAGAGACCUGAUAGGAAAGUCAGGAUUCGCACUGCUGAUGAUACCACUAAAUGACCCGAGCGAACUCGAGGAGAUGGACGCGCCGGGAAGAGGAGAGGAAGAGAGAGUCGUCAAGCGAGGACACGAGGAGGAGGGGCUCUGCCGCUGCGACGCGAAGCUUGAGUCCUCGGUGACGUGCAUAAACACGUGCGUGUUCUGCGGAAGGCAGAAGUUCAGAGAAAACAAAAGGCUGAACCUGAGCAUAUCGCACCACGACGGAAAGGAGCAGGCGGAGCAGGCGUCGGUGCCGAAGAGCAUGUUCCUCUGGACGUCGCAGAACGCCUCGGAGCUCGAAAAGUUCUGCAACGAAGCGAUUCCGGACUUCACGUUCUUCAACACGGCGGCGCCGGAAAGCAGCACGCCGAACAUCCCGACGAUGCACUACGGGAAGCUCUCGAGCAGCCUUAUCCUGCCCUCGUGCAUGAGCUCGGGCCUGGGCUCGGAGAUGGAGUCGGAGCACUUCGACAAGCUCUUCCUUAACUUCGUGAACGACGCACACGUGCUGAGCCCAGACGUGUGCUUCGCAAACACGUCGACGAACCACAUCUCGGCCUCAGACGACGCAAAGAUAUUCCUGUGGUCCUACGAAGAGGAGGUCUUCAGAAGUAAGCAGCUGACGACGAAGACAAUAGAGAGGUGGAAGAACACUAUGGGAAAGGGAGACUCGAGUAGGGCGGAGACGAAGCCAGGGUCGACCUUGACCGUCGGAAACGGGCUGCAGGAGAGGAGCCACAAGUCGAAGCAGAAGCAGCACCAGUACGUCGACCAGAACAGGAGCAGCCACCAGUCGGGCGCUAGAGCAGGAGCGCCGGGAGAAAGGGAGAGCCAGAGCAGCAUCUCGAACAACACGCUCUACGUGGUGGUCUCGCUCUGUUGGUCCUCGCACGACAAGUACGUCUGCGUGGCGGACAGCAUGGUGAGCAGGUACAACUACAAAAAGGCAAUCGCGCACGCGAGGACGAACCUGUCUGGACUCUCCUUCUUCACGACCGACGGAAGAAGAGUGAGCGACUUCCUGCACGACACGCUGAGCUACCACGUCUCCUGCGUGGCCUUCAACCCGGUCUGCGAAGAGGUCUGCGUGGCGACGUCCUACGACGGCCUGGUGGCGAUCCUGGACGUGAAGGAAGGAGUGCUGCUCAAAAAAAUGAGCCUCGGAGCGAGCGCGACCUGGCUGGACGUGCAGUGGCACCCGAUGGGCCACAAGUUCGUGGCGGCGCAGAAGUACGGCUCCUUCUCGCUAUUCUCGGCAGACCCGACGACGCUCUACGAGAGGACGCCGACAUUCCAGUCGACAUACCUGGACUUCUACUGCAACUCGAUCAGCUACGCGAACUCGGCGUACACGGGCCCGGAGCCGAACGUCGUUAAGCUGAGAAAGUACUACUCGAGCUUCUCGAACGUGCCAAUCACGCUGACCGGGGACGCGAGCUACGAAAAAAUAACAAAGUCGCUGGAAGGAGGGCCGGUGGUGUUCCUGGACGAGAGGAAAAACAACGUUAUCAUGCACACGACGGGAGGGUUCAGAAGGUGGCCGCCAGUACAACACUACAGGGCGGCAAAGCAAGGAGGCGACUUCAGGCGUGUCGACGUGUCUGAGAACAACCCAGACACCAGUAACGACGGCGCCACUAAUGUGCUUAUUGAGGCAAGCAGUGGUUGCAAAGGUGAAGGCAGCUCUGAGGGAGAUGUUUCAAAUGGCAGCAGCGACAACAACGGCGACUCUGCGCUCAAUCCCACCACUGAUGUUACGGACGAUGCAGGCGGUGAAUUAGCAACCAAUAAUAGUAACAAGCAUACAGAAACGGAAUCAACAGCCACUGAUGUUACUAACCAUACAGACAGUAAACUAACAACGAGUAAUACCAAGCAUACAGAAACGGAAUCAACAACCACGGAUGUUACUAACCAUACACACUGUGAAUUGACAACGAAUGGUAGAAGUUUAGAAGGUGGUACAGGCAGUAAUAGUGGUGGUAGUCAAGAUAUUGGUGCUCGUAAAGCUUCAAAAAACUCUGGAACGUCAGUGGACUCGAACAUAAUAUACUCAACCAUGUCAAGGUUAGAAGGGUUUCAGGAAUAUUUUGAAGCACACUACCAAGUGGAUGAAAGUGGAGACGUGAGAAAGAUAGUUAAUCAAUAUCUGCAGUUGAUGAAAAUAGUAGGAAAGUAUGGUUCAGAAAGGAAUACGGAGAAUAAAGAAGCUGGUAACAUGAAUGGGAGAACUUUGACACAAAAUUGCAAUAAAACUGCCACUAGUAGAGAUAAUGGUACUCCGACUCGGAGUAUGAUUGGUAAACUUAAUGGUGGGUUUAAUGGGAGUGUAACGGGUGGAAUAAAUGGGAGUGCGACUGCCAAUUUUACGGAGAAUCCUACAGCGACGCUGAAUGGUACUCGGAAUGGGAGUCCGACUGUGACCCCGAAUAGUAAUUACGAUGAGGCAGCACAGAACGAUAAAUCGGAGUAUCACUGUUACCUGGGAGAUUGCACAGUCUGUGAAAACUACCUGACAGUGAAUGAAAGAGCACAGAAAUACGCAUCAGUGAAAGAUUCGUUUGUGCAGUUGAAGUGUUUAACGGACAAGGACGGGAACAUAGUGAGAGCAAUGCCACCAUCAGCGAGACCACAAGACCUGGCAGAAUCACUGACACCAGAAGCAGUGAUGACGCCGCCAGGAAGAGCAGACGUGGAGUCACUAGUGGAUACGUCAAUGAGGUCAAGAUACAUAGGGUACUCGUCGCCACUAAGUGAUCGUCAGAUCAUGUCGAAUCGAACGACGCGGACGCCGCGGGAAAGAGAAAACAACGCGUUUUGGGGAAGCAGCACUGACACGAUGAGUAACAUCCAGGGGGAUCAGUUGGUUAUGUCCUCACCAUCGGAAGAAAGGCCAUUAGAAGAAGGAUCGUUAGAUGAAGAAGAAGAAGAAGAAGAAGAGGACGAUGGAGAGUUCGAGUUGGACCAAGAAGAAGAUGAGGAAGAAGACGACUACGACGAUGAAGAAGAUGCAUACACAGAAGAUGAUUUCGUGCCAGAAGAAAGAGUGACGAGAUCAAUGAGGGCAAAAAGGGCAAAAGUCAAAGAGCUGAGAAAAGGAACGAGAAAAAGUAGCCGUCUAGUAAAGAGAGAGUCGGAAGAAGGAAAGAAGGAUGAAGAAGAUGAAGAAGUAGGGAACGAUGGAUACAGUUUCAGAACAAAGAGAGGAAGAAGAGAUACCACGGAGGAGAGACAAGUAAAGUGGGCAAGGAACCUGAGUGUGGCGAUAGGACCAGUGCAAGUGAAGUACACGAGAGAAGGGAGAGAAGACUACUCGGGAAAAAAUUGCGUAUUCUGCGGAAUAGGAGAAAGGGGAGACUACUCGAAGCUGACGAGGACGCAGUCGCAGAAGCUGUCCUCGACAAUAUUGAGCAGAGGAACGGAGUUCAGACCAGCAUGUAGACUCUUCGAAAACACGAUAGUGGGUCCGAUGGGAAUACCGAGGAGGUUCCACGCGGAGCUGGACGACUACUUCGGGCUACUCAAGAGAGUGGAGUCGUCGACAAGCAUAUUCGCGCACGCAUCGUGCCUGUUGACGUCGAGGGUUAAGAUGGACGCGGCGAACAGGCUGUUGAAUCUGCCAGAGGUGCUCGUUAGAUGCAGUUUCGAUGAGUGCAGCUUCUGCGGGUCGAAGUUCGCAACGGUGGCCUGCGAAAAGUGCAAGGAGUUGUACCACUACCCGUGCGCGAUAGCACAAUACCAGGAACACAAGAGGAAGGCGCGAGGAGCUAACACAAUCAACCACUGCGACCCGCUGGUGUGUAAAAUCUUCACGUGUGUAGACUGCGCAACGAAGUACGAAAAGGAGUAUUUGUCAAGCGAGUGUUUCAUAUCGAAGGAGGCGAGAGAGUGGCUGAUGAGCGACGAGGACUCCUUCGAAAAUGAGUUCAACGUGCAGAAGGGAGACGCCAUAGUGCUGACGAGUGGGUUGUUCGAGGACAAGCACAACGCGCACUUAAGUUGGCUGACACAGAAGAAUUUCCCAAUACUGGCAAAAGUGGUGGAUAUAGCGUACAUAUUUGCAGAGAAAUCGAUAAUAGUGCCAUGUGUGCUCAUAGGGUCGUACACAGAGGAGUUUGAAGACGUAUGCAUAUUCGUAACAAGGAAGACGAGGCUGAUACUGUUGAGAGACUACCUAAUGAGCAUAUAUAACAUGAAGAAGAUGGAAGUAGGGUCGAAAGUAAAGUGUAGAAUAGAAGGAAAAGUAAAAGAAGUGGAAGUUAAGGGAGUAAAGCAAGUAAUUAAAGUAGAAAGGCCAACGAAGUUAGGGAGUCAAAUAGAUAUGAGCACACUGAAUAAAAUAGUAAAAGCAUCGUACAGCAUAGGACACCACGCAGUAAAUGUGCAAGACGAAGAUAAAUCAAAGUGGAUUGAUGCAUGGAGUAUAUCAGUGGACAAUGUGAAGGUGAACGAGGGUGGCAGUGGAGGUGUUGGUGACGGUAGCGUCAGCGAUGCAAAUAGUAGUCCAGGUGAUAGCGAUGGAAGUAGCGUCGCUAGCAGAUCAGUGAGCAUAAAAGAGGUGGAAGAGUACAUAAAAAUGCCAAACGGGUACCCAGACGAUGACAUAGAGUUGCCAGGAGACAGCACGAGUUAUGUUAACGGCGAUUACAAAAAUGGAUAUCCGAUUAGAAUUAAAUCAAACGGGUUCAUGAGUAACAGUAGAGCAAACAGUUCCUCAAGGAGAGGAAACCUAAGAAGCCGUGAAAGUAGUAGAACCAGCAGCAUUGACAACGAAAGUGGCAGGGGGUCGAUGGCAGGAGGUAGCACAAGUGGUAAAGGUAGCAGUAGCAGCCAUCAAUGUGACGGUAGGAGUAUAACGAGUAGUCGCACGUCUACCAGUGACUCCAUGGACAAUAUGGGUACCAGUAACUCUAUGGAUGACAAUACGGGUACCAGUAACGUGAUAGUUAACGGAGUUGGUACCAAUAACUCCUUAGACAAUACGGGUACCAGUAACGUGAUAGUUAACGGAGUUGGUACCAAUAACUCCUUAGACAAUACGGGUACCAGUAACGUGAUAGUUAACGGAGUUGGUGGCAACGCAUUGAUCAAUGAAAUUAAGUUAAACACAUUCCUGGAAGUUGAUAAACAGGCAGUGAUGGAGCUCCUAGGGGAAAGUAACUAUGGAACGUUCUAUGACUUGGAGGAAGCGAAGGAAGAAGAAGGAUGGCUGACAGAUUAUUGGAAGAACAUAACAAUGCCGAUAUGCAUAAGGAAGAUCGUGGAAAGACUGUUUAACCAAUACUACAGGACGCCGGAGGGGAUAUGCGGAGAUAUAAGCCUCAUGAUAGGGAAUUGCAUGGACUUUAACGAGCCCUCGAGCAAGUACUGUAAGCUGGCAGCAGAGUUGAAGGAGAAGCUAAAAAAAAUCAGAGAACAGUUCGAGUCGCCAGAAGAGUGGAAAGUGACAAUGUCGUACCUGUGGCCGAAGAUAAGAAGCGUCGUGGAAGUGUGGGAAGGCACGCAAAAGUCAAAAGCGCACACACGAGAGGAGGGAGCCAAGGAGGAGACGGCGAAGUCGUCGCCAAAAAGGAAGAUUAGGAUGGCAGAACAGCCAACGAGAAGGAGUUCGAGACUGAAAAAUAACCCAGAGAAGGAAAAGAGGGAGGAAGUGAGGAAGAGGAAAACACGAUAUAACCUAAGGUGA
Messenger RNA from Theileria orientalis strain Shintoku, 6939 nucleotides. RefSeq lists its product as uncharacterized. The record is from RefSeq and is a predicted model, not a curated record. The transcript is spliced from 5 exons. Gene Ontology annotation, cellular component: nucleus. NCBI's taxonomy places the organism in Eukaryota, Apicomplexa, Aconoidasida, Piroplasmida, Theileriidae. Gene Ontology annotation, molecular function: protein binding. Gene Ontology annotation, biological process: cytoskeleton organization; regulation of transcription by RNA polymerase II; regulation of cell shape. The coding region runs from base 1 to 6939 and encodes 2312 amino acids.